Molecule: messenger RNA, 393 nt
Organism: Hyaloperonospora brassicae
Lineage: Eukaryota; Oomycota; Peronosporomycetes; Peronosporales; Peronosporaceae
Source: the annotation of a GenBank genome assembly
AUGAGCCUCCCGUCGAUCGUCCCCCGUCUCCAACAAAAGGUCAUGGAGCACCAGCUCGUCGCCAACCGUCCGAAGCUCGCGGCCCUACUGGGACACCCCGCCGGCCCCUUUACGGUGCACUUUUGGGCGCCCACCAUCAAGUGGGCCAUCUCCCUCGCGAACGUCGCCGACAUGCGGCGCUCGCCCGAGUCCAUUUCGGUCGCUCAGCAGACGGCGGUCACGAGCACAGGUGUCAUCUGGUCGCGCUACAGCACUGUGAUCACCCCCAAGAACUGGAACUUGUUCGCCGUCAACGUGUUUAUGGCUGGAACGGGUCUCGUGCAGUUCUACCGCAAGUUCACGUACGACCCCAAGCAGACGGAGGCGAACGCACUCGUUGCAACGCCCAACUGA